ACAAACAAUUAUUAACCGCAAAGAACAGCAGCAGCAGGUCAGGAAGGGAAGUGGUUUUGAAAGACUUCUGAAGUUACUGAACUUCUCACUGUUUUCGAAAAGAUAGUGACUGCAGUCCGACUCAGACGACACAAGUACGCGAAAACUUAUCACACUCUGAUGCAAAUAGGACGUAAAAACGGAAAACUCAUUGUUACGUUGAUCAACAUAUCAGUGGAAGAACAACAGUGACAGAAGUGUCUCCAUCUGGAAAAAUGAGAUCCAUUACAGUUGCUGUCUUAUUUUGUACUGGAUAUUUCCUUUUGUCACCCGCCUUUGCCCAUCCUUGGAGAGAAUGGACCAGACUCAUCCUGACCCAUACCUGGCCACAGACGUUUUGCAAUGUGGAACAAUGCAAAACAAAUAUCAGCUAUUGGACUUUGCAUGGAUUAUGGCCCAACUCUGGCAAUAUGUGUAACUCAUCCUGGCAUUUUAAUGAAAGUUUGAUCAAGGACAUACUGCCUGAAAUGGAGAAGUUCUGGCCAGAUCUGCUCAUGCCUUUAUCUUCAGAAUUUUGGGAAUAUGAAUGGUUGAAACAUGGAACUUGUGCUGCAAAAGCCGAGUCUCUCAACAGUCAACAUAAAUAUUUCAGCAAAGCUCUUGAGCUGUACCACAAGUUUGACCUUAGUAGUGUUUUAAGGAACCACCAAAUUGUGCCCUCUGAAGAGCACUACACAUUUGAUGCUGUAGAGACGGCCAUUACCAGCUUCUAUGGAGUCAAGACAAAGAUUCAGUGCAUCCACCCACAAAAGGGAGGCCAGGUCCAGACUUUGGGCCAAAUCGAGAUCUGUGUUGACCAGGAUUUCCAGCUGAUUAAUUGUGAAAAGUCAUCUAAGGAGGUCUGGAGCAACGAGAUCCUGCUCCAGAGUGAUCCUGUGAGCGGCCAUUCAGACCUCAGCGUGUGUGAUCACUCCAUGCCAGUGUAUUACCCUCCUGUGCCACACAGGUGGUAAACUCUUGUCUCAUUGAGCAGUAGUGAAAUCAGAUGAGGUACUGUAUCACUGAAUUCAGUUGAGAAUCGUCUAGUUUACCUCUUGAAACAUUGCACAGAAGACAUAAUCAUGAUUACACUAUAUGAUGCAUUCUUUAAACUAAUUACACAUUUAAUUCUCUUGUUAUUUAACUGAUUACACGCUGGAACACAUUUACUGAAGAUGUAAGGGUAACAAAUUCACAGACUGCUGUAUUCAUGUUAUUUUUAAUUGAUGUCAUGAUUAUUUUUUGAUGAAUCUCAUGAAAACAUGUUCAGGCCACAUUUUGCCAUUUUAAAUAAAAUAAAAUAAAUGUACUUUUAUUUAAAAAAUAUUUAUCAAUUUUUACAAAUAUUAUUUAAAAAAAUAUGUAUGAUUUUUAAAUAAUAUAUAAUAAUUUUACUGUGCAUUUUCUUUAUUCCAAAUACAAUUCCAAAUAUGACCUGGACAUGUUCUUGACAUGUAUUCUUAAUAGAUCUGCUUGAACUAACUGUUCUUGAAAUAUUUGUUUUUAUUCACAGCAUUUACUGUUAUUGUUAAAAUAUGUCCCAGGAGUUGGUUAUAAUGUUCUGUUUUCUAUAUAUUAAAUAUGAUACAUUUUAUAUUACACUUAGAAUCAAAAGAGACUAUUCAUACUAUAAUUUGGAAUGCUAAUGUGUAAAAUUUGUGGUAGGUUUUAAGUUUUGGGCCUACAGGCUGCAAUUGCAGAUAAUGCACAUUUAAGCUCCUGCCACUGGAGGGCAGCACAUGCUCUCUGGUGUAAUCAGGUUUACAGAGCAAUGCCAGUUUACAAGGAGAUGGUUUGCACAAAAUGUGGUUAAAACACUGUGUCUUUCUGUUUUUUUUUUUUUUUUCUUCAGUAUUUUUAAAGGACAUAUAUUUUCUGAUCUGUAUUAUGGCAUUUACAUAUAUCUGCUGCUGGGCAUAGUUUUUAACGGGUACAAAGUUGUGUUUUUACGGUGUGUGAUAAAUGUAAAUCAAUAACAUAUUCAUGUGUCGAACUGAAACCUUCUCGCUCGUGUGUGUGUGUGUGUGUGUGUGUGUAUAUAUAUAUAUAUAAUUCAUGAACUUCUGCUUCUUUUUUUUUGUAGUGCAAUGCUAAUUGAAUGAAUAUAAAGAUAAUCACACCAUCCCGAUUUGCAAUUUUUUCAUCUUGGUUGCAUCACCUUGGCAUUACAGGUCUUUAAUUAUUGAAUUGUGUGGCCUUCACUUUAUCCAUCAAGGUUUGACGUACGUUCAGAAAUGCUUUUCUGCAUAGCAUGUUGCAACGUGUGUUUAUUUGGUUAUUGUCGUGUUUCCUGUCAGCUUGGACAAGUCUGGCCAUUCUCCUCUGACCUCUGUCAUUAACAAGCCCUUUUUGUCCACAGAGCUGUUGCUCGCUGGAUGUUUUUUGUUUUUCGCUCCAUUCUCUAUACACUAGAGACUGUUGUGUGUGAAAAUCCCAGGAGAUUAACAGUUACAGAAAUACUCAAACCAGCCCAUCUGGCAUCAGCAAUCAUGCCAUGGUCUAAAUCACUGAGAUCACAUUUUUCCCCAUUCUGAUGGUUGAUUUGAACAUUAACUGAAGCUCCUGACCCAGAUCUAUAUGAUUUUAUGCAGUGCGCUGCUGCAACAUGAUUGGCUGAUUAGAUAAUUGCAUGAAUACAGUAAGUAGGUGUACUUAAUAAAGUAGUUGGUGAGUGCAUAAAAGUGGUUGGUGUGUGUAUUGCGGCAGUUUCUUAGUGAAAUAAACACUAGGCUCUACAAUAACAAUGACUUUUAUUCCCUUUCACACAAAUCAGGAGUAAAACGACGGAUUGUCAUUUAAUAAACAUACUUUUCACCCUAUUCCUCACAAAAUUCUGUGUUAUGACAUCUUGGCACUUGUACUACAGGGCAUGACUUGUAAGGCAAUAUUUAAGAAAAAAAAAUGUAAGUUCAUUUUAUAACCGCAUUUAUAAGCUUAAUG
Messenger RNA from Xyrauchen texanus (razorback sucker), 2958 nucleotides. Its product is annotated as ribonuclease T2-like. Gene Ontology annotation, cellular component: extracellular region. NCBI's taxonomy places the organism in Eukaryota, Metazoa, Chordata, Actinopteri, Cypriniformes, Catostomidae. The record is from RefSeq and is a predicted model, not a curated record. The transcript has 10 exons. The coding region runs from base 255 to 992 and encodes 245 amino acids. Gene Ontology annotation, biological process: RNA catabolic process. Gene Ontology annotation, molecular function: ribonuclease T2 activity; RNA binding.